Lasiodiplodia theobromae is the source of this 975-nucleotide messenger RNA. Its product is annotated as Mip family channel protein. Gene Ontology annotation, molecular function: water channel activity. NCBI's taxonomy places the organism in Eukaryota, Fungi, Ascomycota, Dothideomycetes, Botryosphaeriales, Botryosphaeriaceae. The transcript has 4 exons. Gene Ontology annotation, biological process: transmembrane transport. The record is from RefSeq and is a predicted model, not a curated record. Bases 1 to 975 code for a protein of 324 amino acids. Gene Ontology annotation, cellular component: plasma membrane.
AUGUCAUCCUCCGCUUACAACAACGGGCCCUCUACUGAGGCUGGCCACCACUGGAAUGGAGACGAGAAGGCCAUCCGUCACUCUGAGGGGACCACGGCCACCGACCACCGGACGAGCCCAGAGAUUGACGAGGUUGGCCUUCAGGUCAACACUGAGUUCAAGCCACUCCCGUUCCCCUUCAACAAGAUCAUGGACAGUGGAUUCGGGAGGUCCCCCUGGAAGAACCACGCCAUUGCCUUCACUGGUGAAUGCGUGGGCACUGCGUCCUUCUUGUUCUUCGCGUUCGCGGGGACUGAAGUCGCCCAAUGGGGCUCAGCGACGGAACAGACGGACACGUUUGACCCAGCCACCAUCCUGUACAUCUCGCUGUGCUUCGGCCUGUCCCUGAUGGUCAACGUCUUCAUCUUCUUCCGUGUGUCGGGAGGUCUCUUCAAUCCUGCAGUCACGCUCGCCAUGCUCCUCACCAGCUCGAUCCCGCCGAUGCGGUGCCUGGUCCUCUUCAUCGCGCAGAUGCUGGCGUGCAUGUUCGCGUCGGUCAUCGUCUCGGUCCUGAUCCCGACCAAGUUCGGCGUCGUGACGGCGCCGUCCAACGGGGCGACGACGGCGCAGGCCGUCUGCCUCGAGCUCAUCCUGACGGCAUACCUGUGCAUGUCCAUCUUCAUGCUGGCGGGCGAGAACCACAAGGGCCGCUUCAUGGCCCCCGUCUGCAUCGGCAUGUGCCUCUUCUCCGCCCACCUCGUCGGCGUGCAGUGGACCGGCGCCAGCCUCAACCCCUGCCGCAGCUUCGGCCCGGCCGUCGUCAGCGGCACCUGGACCCAGCACUGGAUCUACUGGGUCGGACCUGGCGUUGGCGCCAUCAUCGCGGCUGGCCUUUACAAGACUUUGAAGCACAUGCGCUACGAGGAGGCCAACCCCGGCCAGGACCAGUGGGAUGACCCGGCUCUGCGCCAGCACCAUGCCAACGGCCGGAAGUGA